Messenger RNA from Triplophysa dalaica, 5118 nucleotides. Its product is annotated as complement C3-like. Gene Ontology annotation, cellular component: extracellular region. Bases 73 to 4797 code for a protein of 1574 amino acids. Gene Ontology annotation, molecular function: protein binding; endopeptidase inhibitor activity. NCBI's taxonomy places the organism in Eukaryota, Metazoa, Chordata, Actinopteri, Cypriniformes, Nemacheilidae. The record is from RefSeq and is a predicted model, not a curated record. The transcript has 40 exons.
UGUUUGACUCACUGAUGUCGAGUAUAAAUCUGUGAUGCUGCACAAACAUGAACAGACAGACAGAAAGUCAAGAUGAAGGUGCAUCUGUUGUGGUCGACUGUUGUUCUUCUCUCUUCUCCUCUCAUCACAUUAUGUGACCCACUAUUCGUUCUGUCGGCUCCUAAUUUGCUGAGGGUUGGUUCCUCAGAGAACGUGUUCGUGGAGGCUCAGGAUUAUAAUGCAGGAGACCUGAUAGUGAGGAUCGUGGUGAAGAACCACCCGCGCAAAAAUGUGGAAAUCUUUUCUGAAUCGGUGACCCUGACAGCGGCCAACAAAUACCAGUUGCUGGCAAAGAUAAAGAUUCCCGAUGAUAAAAACUACUUCAGUGACGAUCCUCUGGAGAAGCAGUAUGUGUGUUUACAGGCUGAAUUUCCUUCUAAAACCCUGGAGAAAGUGGUCAUGGUGUCAUUUCAGUCGGGAUAUAUAUUUGUACAAACAGACAAACCCAUCUACACACCUGCUAGCACAGUCCAGUACCGGGUUUUCUCUCUGACUCCAAACCUUCAUCCACACAGUCAGUCUGGAGUCUCAGUGGAUAUCAUGAAUCCACAAGGCAUCACGGUUUUAUCAGAGAAGAUUUCUCCAAGUCAAGGAAUGAAGUCUGGAAAGUACAAUAUUCCUGAGGUUGCCAGUCCUGGGAUCUGGAAGGUGGUCACACGGUACGCAAACACCCCCCAGACGACAUUCACUUCAGACUUUGAGGUCAAAGAAUACGUGCUUCCAACUUUUGAAGUCACUUUAAUGCCCAGCAAGUCCUUCUUCUAUGUUGGUGAUGAGCGUUUAACAGUCGACAUUACUGCUGAGUAUCUGUUUGGGAAGAAGGUUGAGGGACAAGCGUUUGUGGUGUUUGGUGUUAUAGAUGGUGACAGUAAAACAAGUAUCGCCGCCUCUCUACAAAGAGUCCCGAUAUCUGAAGGAAAGGGUUCAGCUGAUCUGACCAGGGACAUGAUCAUUCAGACCUUUCCAAACAUCCUCCAGCUGGUUGGGAAAUCACUCUUUGUUUCAGUCAGUGUUUUAACAGAGACCGGCAGUGAAAUGGUGGAAGCACAAAAGAGAGGCAUUCAGAUUGUGACGUCACCGUACACCAUCCACUUCAAGAGAACACCUCAAUUCUUCAAACCUGGAAUGCCCUUUGACGUCUCGGUUUACGUGACAAAUCCUGACCAGACGCCUACUAAAAAUGUACCAGUGGAGGUCAACCCUGGAGGGGUCAUAGGUCAAACAAAAGCCAAUGGCAUUGCAAAGGUCACCGUCAAUUCUCAGGGAGAUUCUCCAUCACUGCAGAUCACCGCAAAGACCAUAGAUCCACAAUUACAAGAUGAACAGCAGGCAGUGAAGACGAUGACAGCUCAAGCAUACGUUCCCAAAAGCAACUCCCAAAACUACCUGCACGUCGGCAUUGAUGCUGCUGAGCUCGAGAUCGGUGAUCAGAUGAAAGUCAAUCUGUACACAGGAAGAAGUCCAGGAGCCAAAGAUCAAGAUUACACAUACAUGAUCAUCAGUAGAGGACAGAUCGUGAUGGUGGACAGGUAUAAGAGAAGAGGACAGUCUUUAGUCACUCUCUCUCUACCUGUGACUAAAGACAUGGUGCCGUCUUUCCGCUUCGUGGCAUAUUAUCAUGUGGGAUCAGAUGAGGUGGUGUCUGAUUCUGUUUGGGUUGAUGUGAAGGACACGUGCUUGGGAACACUCAGUCUUGAGGUAAAGAACAAGGCCAACACUUAUAGACCAGGUGAUGAGUUCAGCUUGAAAAUAACUGGAGAUCCUGGAGCUAAAGUUGGUCUGGUGGUGGUUGACAAGGCUGUGAAUGUCCUCAACAAGAACAGACUCACACAGUCGAAGAUCUGGGACGUGAUUGAGAAACAUGACACAGGUUGUACAGCGGGCAGUGGAAGAGACAGUAUGGGGGUUUUCUAUGAUGCUGGUCUGAUGUUUGAGUCCAGCACCGCUGGAGGAACCAAAAGCAGAACAAUGAACGAGUGCCCUACUCCUUCAAAGAGAAGACGGAGAUCAUAUGGUGACGAUGAUGAUGACUACCCAGACUCUGAAGAUAUUGUGUCACGGACACAGUUCCCUGAGAGCUGGCUUUGGGAGGAGGUGACUGUUCCUCAAUGUAUAGAUAAAACCUGCGUACUAUCAAAAGACAACAUCAACCUGAAGGAAUCCAUCACAACCUGGCAAAUCUUAGCCAUUAGCGUGUCAAGCACAAAUGGCAUCUGUGUGGCAGAUCCUCUGGAGAUGGUUGUUUUCGAGAUGUUUUUCAUCGACCUCAAGAUGCCGUUCUCGGCCGUUCGCUACGAGCAGCUGGAAAUCAAAGCUAUUAUUCACAAUAACAGCCGAAAGAAGAUGAAGGUGCGUGUGGAGUUUAUGGAGACACGACACAUUUGCAGCGCUGCCGGUAAGAAGCGUGAAUACAAAACAAUUGUAGAAGUCGAGGGCUCUUCUAGCAGAUCUGUUCCAUACGUGAUCAUUCCUAUGGAGUUGGGCAAACAUCAGAUUGAGGUGAAGGCUGCGGCGCCUGAUUUUAUCACCCCUGAUGGAGUGAAGAAGACCCUGAAAGUGGUGUCUGAGGGCGUCCAACGAGUGUUGAGGGAGAAAACUGUGAAGCUUAAUCCUGCGAAGCACGCCGGUGGAGAACAACAAGAAGUUAUUAGAACUUCCGCUCCAGUUGAUCGGGUUCCAGACACACCUGCCAGCAUUCUCGUCAUGGUAACAGGUGAGGACACGACUCAAACGGUUGAGCCGGCCAUUAGUGGAGAUUUUAUGGGUCGACUCAUAGUACAGCCCAGCGGGACUGCUGAAGAUAUUAUGAUCCACAUGACUCUACCUCUCAUUGCCACUCAUUAUCUGGACAGCACCAAUCAGUGGGAGACUGUCGGCAUGGACCGUCGAAGUGAAGCCAUUAAACACAUCAUCACAGGUUAUCAUGGGGAGCUGGCCUACCGCAAAACUGAUGGGUCCUAUGCCAGCUGGGUUAAUAGAAAAAGCAGCACCUGGUUGACUGCAUAUGUGGCUAAAGUCUUUGCUCUGGCCAGUAACCUCAUUUCUGUAGAAGAAAAAGUGCUCUGCAGCGCCCUCAAGUGGCUGAUUCAUAACAAACUACUGCCAGACGGAUCUUUUAAAGAGGAUGAAGCUGUAGUUCAUGGGGAGAUGGUUGGUGAUGUAUAUGGGAAAGAUGGAGACGCAUCUCUGACCGCUUUUGUUCUGAUCUCCAUGCAAGAGAGCAACGAGUUUUGUGCCAGAUCAGUUUAUAAUCUUCAUGACAGUAUGAGAAAGGCUGUUAGCUAUCUGGAAGGUAAACUUCACUCACUGACCAAUCCUUACGCUGUUGCUAUGACUUCAUACGCCAUGGCCAACACGAAGAAACUCAAUAAAGAGGAGUUGAUGAAGCACUCCACUCAACAGGAAGCCGGCAUCGCUUGGAUCGUCCCGGGACAACAUCAUCAUUCUCUAGAGGCCACAGCCUAUGCCGUGCUGGCACUCGUCAAAGCAAAAGAAUACGACACAGCAGGAGAAGCCGUGCACUGGCUGGCCAGACAACAAUCUCACUACGGCGGUUCUGGCACAACACAGGCGACCAUCAUGGUGUUCCAGGCGGUGGCUGAAUACCGAACCCAGAUGAAAGAGCAAGAUUUCAAUCUUGACGUGGAGCUGUUUGUGGAAGGAAGAAGCAGACCAAUCAGAUGGCGUUUCAGAAAAGAUAAUGUGCAUGUUUCACACACGCACAAGUUUGAUCUCAAUAAGAACUUAAAAGUGACGGCUAAAGGAACUGGAACAGCCGCUCUCUCAGUGCUCAUGCUUUAUUAUGCCAAACCUGUGGACAAGAUUUCUGACUGUAAACACUUUGAGCUGGAAAUUAAAUUUGAACUAGAAAGUUCCGUGAGUUAUCCAGGGGCUGAAGAAAGUUACAAGCUCACAAUGGACUUCUUCUACAAAAGUGAAACAAGAGACGCCACCAUGAGUAUUCUGGAUGUGGGUUUACUGACAGGAUUUAAAGUGGAUGAAAGAGAUCUCACAGAGUUGACCAUGGGCAGAGACAGAGCCAUUCAGAAAUUUGAGAUGAACAAGGAGCUCUCGGAUCGAGGGUCACUCAUCCUCUACGUCAAUAAGGUUUCUCAUGCCGAAAGAGAUAGAAUCACCUUCAGAAUACACAAGGUUAAUAAAGUGGGUUUGCUUCAACCGGCUGCAGUCACCGUCUAUGAAUAUUAUUCACCAGACGCACGCUGCACAAAGUACUAUCACCCUGAUAAAGAAGACGGCGCUCUGAGCAGAUUAUGUCAUGGAGAUUUGUGUCAGUGUGCUGAAGAAAACUGCAGUUUGCAGAAGAAAACAAAAGUCAGCAAAGAUGUUCGUUCGGAUAAGGCUUGUGAAGCCGGCAUGGAUUAUGUUUAUAAAGUCAAAGUGGUGGACAUGAAGUUGACAAAACAUUCAGACAUCUAUAAUAUGAAGGUGGAGCAGGUCCUAAAGGACGGCAGCGAUGAUGAUAUGGAGGGAAGGAUAAGGGAGUUUCUGGCUCAUCCCAAUUGCAGAACUGCUUUGGGAAUCGAAAAAGACAAGACGUAUCUCAUCAUGGGCAAAUCCACUGACCUGCCGAUCAUCGAGGCGAGACUGCAGUACAUCUUGGGUGAGCAGACGUGGAUCGAGUACUGGCCCACAAGAGAGGAGAGCCAAACUCCAGAACACAGGGAGAGAUAUACCGGCCUCUCUACACUCGAAAAGAAGCUCUUGAAAGAGGGAUGCUCUACAUUAUUAAGCACAUAAAAUAUAAAUACUUCAACAUCUUGCAUAAUCAAAAAAUAUAACCUUGAUGUUGGACGAAAACUUGGAUCUUCAUGUUCUCCACGUUUCAUAAUUUUUUUGUAAUUUUAGUUAAACCUUACCAAUACUUCAUGCUAUUCUGUGGGUUUUACAAUUGUCUAACCAAUGAAACAUAUUAAAAGAGCUUUUCAACUCACACGGUGUUUAAUUAAUAAAAAAGAACAAAAAAAGGUUCAGCAACAGAAUUUUUGAGAGUAUUGUUUAAAUUGUCACAAAACUUUACUUUGUUGUAGUUGCAUAAUAAAGGUUUGUUAAUUAAAUGUA